Molecule: messenger RNA, 519 nt
Organism: Knipowitschia caucasica
Lineage: Eukaryota; Metazoa; Chordata; Actinopteri; Gobiiformes; Gobiidae
Source: the annotation of a GenBank genome assembly
AUGACAGAGCCCCAGUCUGCAUUGUUGCUCAAGAAACAGCUUGCAGAGCUGAACAAAAACCCAGUGGAGGGAUUCUCAGCAGGUUUGAUUGAUGAAAGUGACCUCUACAGAUGGGAAGUCCUCAUAAUUGGUCCUCCAGACACACUUUAUGAGGGAGGGGUUUUUAAAGCUCACCUGACGUUUCCCAAAGACUACCCUCAAAGACCGCCCAAAAUGAAGUUUGUCACAGAUAUUUGGCAUCCUAACGUUGACAAGAAUGGAGAUACCCAAAUGGUGACUCCCCAGCAAAUGUGGAUGCAGCUAAACAAUGGAGGGAUAAACAGAAUGGUGAAUUCAAAAGAGAAGUUUCUCGCUGUGUACGAAAAAGCCAAGAGACAGCAUUUGAGUGAUAUUAGUGAAAUUCUAGUUCAAUGUUUGCAGGGUUUCAAUUUUCCAAUCAACAUGGCACUGUAUCAUUCUUCAAUCCAGUCUAUGAACUGCUUCAACCUUCAGGAAGAUAUUGAGUCUUUGUCCAAAUAA